This is a messenger RNA of Gossypium arboreum, 3030 nucleotides long. RefSeq lists its product as uncharacterized. The transcript is spliced from 2 exons. The record is from RefSeq and is a predicted model, not a curated record. Bases 1 to 3030 code for a protein of 1009 amino acids. Lineage: Eukaryota; Viridiplantae; Streptophyta; Magnoliopsida; Malvales; Malvaceae.
AUGGCUUUAGAUAAUAUGGGUCUUUUUACAUAUUUUGUUAUAGUUAUUAUUUUGUGUGUUCUUUUUUUGAAUGGUCCUGCAAUUGCUAAUGAUCAUGAUGUUAAUAAAAAUGAACAUCAGCAUCCACCUGUUUAUGAAGAAAGGUUAAAAACUAAAGGGAAUAGGAGGUCUUUAACACUUUUACCUAUAGUAGUUGGAGGUGAGAAGGCCGCUGCUGGUGCUGCUACAACUGAUAAAAUUAUACAUGGUAGUGGAGGAGCAAAGGCUGGAGUAGGAGGCGAAUUCCAGAGUAGUGGAAACAUUAUUGGUGCGGGAGGAGUAGGAGGAGGAGGAGGAGGAGGUAUAGGUGGCCAUGCUGGUAUGGCUGGUGGGGGUGGUUUUAAGUUUGGGUUUAGAGGUGGAAUGAGAGCAGGACUUGGUGGAAGUGGUGCCGCUAGUGUUGGUGGAGAGGUAGGAGGCCGUGCCGGAGGUGUUAGUAACAGUGCAACUAGUACAAGUGCCAAUCUUAAUGGAGAAAAGAGUAGUGAUGGCAAAGUUAGUAAUACUAGUAAGAUUGAGGGUAAAGCUGGUUUUGAAGGUAAAGUAGGAGGACAAGGAGAAGUUGGUGGAAAUAGUGGUGGAAGUGGUAACACUAGUGAUGCUGGUAAGGUGGGAGGGCAUGGUGGAGGUGUUGGUAAUGGUAAUACUGAUGCAAGUGGUACUUAUAAUGGUGAAAAAGGUCGUGAUGGAAAAGCUAGUGCUACUAGUAAGGGUGAAACUAAAGUUGGUUUUGAAGGUAAAGUAGAAGGGAAAGGAGACGGUGGUGGAAAAAGUGGUGGAACUAGCAGCACUAAUGUUGUUGGUGGAGAUGUUGGAAGUGGUAGUACUGAUGCAAGUAGAAGCAUUAUUGGUGCAGGAGGAGAGGGAGGGGGAGGAGGUGAUGGUGGUAGUGAUGGAAAGGGUGGAGGUGCAAGUGUAGGUGGACAUGCUGGUAUGGCUGGUGGGGGUGGUUUUAAGUUUGGGUUUAGAGGUGGAAUGAGAGUAGGAUUUGGUGGAAGUGGUGGUGCUAGUGCUGGUGGAGGGGCAGGAGGCCAUGCCAAAGGUGUUGGUAGUGGUGCAACUAGUACAAGUGGUAGUAUUGGUGAAGCAAAGAGUAGUGAUGCUAAAGCUAGUGGCAACUUUAGUAGUUCUAGUGGGGUAAAAGAACAAGGUGGAGGAGAUGGUAGUGGUAAUAUAGAUGCAAGUGGUAAAGAUGAAACUAAAGCUAAAGUUGAAGGAAAAUUUGGAGGACAGGGAAAGGUCGAUGGAAAUAGUGGUAGAAGUGAUAGCUCUAGUUAUUCUGGUAGGGUAAAAGGACAAGGUGGAGGAGAUGGUAGUGGUAAUAUAGACGUCAGUGGUAAAGAAAAAGGACAAGGUAGAGGAGAUGGUAGUGGUAAUAUAGAUGCAAGUGGUAAAGAUGAAGGAAAAUUUGGAGGACAGAGAAAGGUCGAUGGAAAUAGUGGUGGAAGUGAUAGCUCUAGUUAUUCUGGUGAGGUAAAAGGACAAGGUGGAGGAGAUGGUAGUGGUAAUACAGAUGCCAGUGGUAGAGAAAAGAGACAAGAUGGAGGAGAUGGUAGUGGUAAUAUAGAUGCAAGUGGUAAAGAUGAAGCUAAAGCUAAAGCUGAAGCUGGAGGAAAUUUUGAAGGACAGGGAAAGGUCGAUGGAAAUAUUGGUGGAAGUGACAGCUCUAGUGAUUCUGGUGGGGUAAAAGGACAAGGUGGAGGAGAUGGUAGUGGUAAUACAGAUGCAAGUGGUAAAAAAAAAGGACAAGGUGAAGGAGAUGGUAAUGGUAAUACAAAUGCAAGAGGUAAAGAUGAAGCUAAAGAUAAAGCUGAAGUUGAAGGAAAAUUUGGAGGGAAGGGAAAGGUUGAUGAAAAUAAUGGUGGAAAUAACAGCUCUAAUGAUUCCGGUGGGGUAAAAGGACAAGGUGGAGGAGAUGGUAGUGGUGACACAGAUGCAAGUGGUAAAGAAAAAGGACAAGGUCGAGGAGAUAGUAGUGGUAAUACAAAUGCAAGUGGUAAAGAUGAAGCUAAAGAUAAAGCUGAAGUUGAAGGAAAAUUUGGAGGACAGGGAAAGGUCGAUGGAAAUAGUGGUGGAAGUGACGGCUCUAAUGAUUCCGGUAGGGUAAAAGGACAAGGUGGAGGAGAUGGUAGUGGUGAUACAGAUGUAAGUGGUAAAGAAAAAGGACAAGAUGGAGGAUAUGGUAGUGGUAAUACAAAUGCAAGUGGUAAAGAUGAAGCUAAAGAUAAAGAUGAAGUUGAAGGAAAAUUUGGAGGACAGGGAAAGGUCGAUGGAAAUAGUGGUGGAACUGAUAGCUCUAAUGAUUCCGGUGGGGUAAAAGGACAAGGUGGAGGAGAUGGUAGUGGUAAUACAAGUGCAAGUGGUAAAGAUGAAGCUAAAGCUGAAGCUGAAGCUCAAGCUAAAGCUAAAAAUGAAGUUAAAGCUGAAGAUGAAGCUCAAGCUAAAGUUAAAGAUGAAGCUAAAGCUGAAUCUGAAGCUAAAGCUAAAUCUAAAGAAGAAGCUAAAGUUGAAGCUAAAGCUAAAGCUGAAGCUAAAAGUGAAGCCGAAGAUGAAGCUAAAGCUAAAGCUGAAGGAAAGGCUGAAGCUGAAGCUGAAACUGAAGCAAAAGCUGAAGCAAAGGCUGAAGCAAACACUGAAGCAAAAGCAAAAGCUGAAAUAGGAGGACAAGGAAAAGUAGGUGGAAAUGGUGGUGGUGGUGAAGCCGAAGCUGAAGCUAAAGCUAAAGCUGAAGGAAAGGCUAAAGCUGAAGCUGAAGCCAAAGCUGAAGCGGAAGCAAAAGCCGAAGCUGAAGCUGAAGCAAAAGCCGAAGCUGAAGCCGAAGCAAACACCGAAGCAAAAGCCAAAGCAAAGGCUGAAGCAAAGGCCGAAGCAAAAGCCGAAAUAGGAGGACAAGGAAAAGUAGGUGGAAAUGGUGGUGGUGGUGAUGGUGGUUUUAAAUUUGGUCUUGGAGGAAAAGUAGAAAAAGGAGGAGGGUUUAGUGGAGGCCACUAA